AUGGAGGGAGACUUGCACGUAUAUUCCAAGAGAGAAUUGGAAGCAGACGAUGAUGAAGGGUUUAUACGAGUAUGCCAGCUAUUCGGGCUAAGUGUUCCUGCAGACAGCCUAAAUGACAGAGUGCUUGUGCAUUUACUCGAUGCAUGUUCAUCAAUAUGUGUAGAAAGGGGUCUUCAAGUGCCAUGCAGCACUGAAAACAAAAGAAAAAGAGAAGAAAAAGAGAAAGAAAGGGAACUCGCAAAAGAACAGCUAGCCUCAAAAGAGAAAGAAAGGGAUGCCCUAAGAAAAGCUGCCGCCAAUAUGGAAGAAGAUUUAGCCAGGUCUCAAGUGUGCUGGGAGGUAAUAGAAGUGGCGCGCGCAGUUGGUAUAAGUGUGAUGCGAGUAAGCGGUGGGAAAUGCCUUGAAGGCAACCGUGAGUGGGGUGUGGAUCUGCACAGCUAUUUCCUUCCGUUUGUGAAUAUGUCUGUAGAUGCAGUGAAUUUUGUGUACGGCCAGGUGUGUGUGCAAGGAGAAUGCGAGGUUCAGAGUGUAGGCAGGCUCAUGGCAUAUGUACAGAAGUGCAUUGAGCUGCGAAAUGUAUAUCUAAGGUACCGAACAUCAGAGCAUGACUUGGACUACAGAAUAACUUUGUUCUUGCUAGAACAAAAAAAGGAGAGUAUUGAAGGCCUAUGCAGCGUGGUAGAGAAGGAAAGAAAGGAUGUGAUAAAGAGCAUAUUCUACUUAUGCUCAAAAGGAAUUGCAGGAUAUACAAGGGAAACAGAUGAAGCAAUGCUUUUGUAA
Messenger RNA from Nematocida ausubeli, 780 nucleotides. RefSeq lists its product as uncharacterized. Bases 1 to 780 code for a protein of 259 amino acids. NCBI's taxonomy places the organism in Eukaryota, Fungi, Microsporidia. The transcript has a single exon. The record is from RefSeq and is a predicted model, not a curated record.